GUGUACCUCACAUUUAUGGCCCAACUAUUGAUACUUCAGAGCCAGCUCGCAGGUGAACGUGAGUCUUGCCCAAUUCGGAAGCCCAAGCCCCCGAAAACCUUUCUUCUGGGUCUUGCGUUUCCAGCGGGGACAGAGUGUGACCUACUGAUGCACGACACCCAGAGACCCACACACUCGGCCCAAACUCGAGGUAGCUGGAAGCCCGGAGCUGUUGACUGCGCGGCUGAUUCUUCUCUGCGACGGAGCUUCGGGUCCCGAAGAUUUGCUCGAACUACAGCCGAAGCCGAAGCCGAAUCCGAACCGCAGACACAGGUGCUUCGGGCGUGUGCGAGUGGUGGCAUAAUCUUGGCCUUCUUGGCCAUUUCGGCUCUCCAUUUCUUUUCCUCACCUUUGUGCGUCGGAUCGGAAACUCCGCUCCGUCAGUCAGUCGGUCAAUCAGUCAGCUUUGGAGCUGCCUUUGCUUUUGGCUUUGGCUUUAGCUUGGCUCAGUCGCCGCCGAAGUCGAAGUCGAAGUCAAAGUCGCUGCCGAAGCCGAAGCCGCCGCUCUGCCCAGGUGAGCCAGCCGCAUAG
Messenger RNA from Drosophila biarmipes, 570 nucleotides. RefSeq lists its product as uncharacterized. The record is from RefSeq and is a predicted model, not a curated record. Lineage: Eukaryota; Metazoa; Arthropoda; Insecta; Diptera; Drosophilidae. Bases 16 to 570 code for a protein of 184 amino acids. The transcript is spliced from 2 exons.